UAACAAUAUCCUACGAUGCAUUGGCUGACAUGCAUUUGCUGACAUUGACACAAUCACAUUUUCAUGAAGUAUGUUUCUAGAAAAAUCAUUCUUUUUAUCUCUUCUCUUAGUAUUAUCCCAACCGAAUGCACUAUUAUCUCAAGAAUUGCUUGAAACAAACAGUAAACCACACCACAACAUAAACGUUGUCGUCUUUUUUGCAAAUGCCGCCACGAAGUUGUCAUGUCUUCAGAAGGAUUCAAUGGACUUCCUAAAUUUCCAUAAAGUUGCCAGAGUCAAGCAUAAUUGUCAUGGCGAAGCUACUGAAGCAGAGAAAACAGAAGAAACAUCAAAAUUAUGCAAAGAUCUUCUAAAAGAAAGCUUGAUGACUUUAACUCAUUAUUGUCAUUCAGUUUUAAAGAUGAAAACAGCCAUUGCUGCAGUAUCCAGUACUGAAAUAUCCAACGACAUUCAAGAACCAGAGGCUCCAUACCAUCCAUCCAACGUAGUGUUCGAAUCAGAAACACCAAAAGUUAAGCGAGCUUUGCCAAUAUUGCACUACGAACAACCUUCUAAGAACACUAUUAUACAACCUAACAAUGAAAAUAAUAAAAGGACUAUUAUUACCACUCCUAAACAUACCGAAGUGUUCCAAAUCAGAGUUAAAAGAAAGGUCAAAAAAAGGGAGACUGAGGAAGAUGUGAACGUACCUUACGAGGGCCAUCAUAAAAAGAAACCUAAAUGGGAUGUGUUGGAUGUUAUGAAACACGUGAGGUAUUCGUUUUUGGGAAAGAUGUUUGAAGAUAAGAUAAAGAAUCGUUUGAGUGAAGACGAAGACGAUUUCAUCGAUAUAGGCAACCUGGGUAAAGAAAAGGAAGACCCCGGUCUAUUUGAAACUGUCAAAUCAACACUGACGACGCUUCAAGAUACUCCCGAAGCAAAUUUUCUGAUGGUAGUGUUUGGUGGUCAUUUGCACGGGAUAAAAAAUAAACACAGUCCGAUGAUUCAAAGUGUGAAACACGUUAUGGAAAACACUAACGCGGAGGAUACUUUGAUUAUUGUUACAGGAUCAUGUAUAGAAAAUGAAAAUAAAGAAGAGUCGGCAGCUGAAGAACAGGAGCAUCCGGAAACAAUACCUGUUUAUGCUAGAGGUCCAAAAUGCGAUAUUUUAUCGGAAUGUAACGUGCUAUACGAUCUACCAUUAACAAUACAGAAAAUUUUAGGGCUUGAAAAUGGUUCAGGUUUCGAAGAUCUACAAGCUGAAAAUAGUUUAACACAGUAAUCUGAAAAGAUGUAAAAGUAUUUGUAAUAUCCUAACUAAUUUAGAUAAUUACUUAUAUCUGUAUAUUUAAAAUAUAUAUCUUUUAAAGAGUAA
Sitophilus oryzae (rice weevil) is the source of this 1354-nucleotide messenger RNA. RefSeq lists its product as uncharacterized. The record is from RefSeq and is a predicted model, not a curated record. Bases 71 to 1261 code for a protein of 396 amino acids. The transcript has 8 exons. NCBI's taxonomy places the organism in Eukaryota, Metazoa, Arthropoda, Insecta, Coleoptera, Curculionidae.